AUGCACAAUGAUUAUGUAACUAUAAUUGCCUUAAUUUUUCAACCAGAAGACAAAUCACUUUUUGUUCAGCAAUGUAGAAUGGAGACACUGUUAAGUGAGCAAGAAAAGAUACAAGAACAUUCCACCAAAGAGCAGCAUAACUUGCCUGGGAGUAAACAAAGUCUUCAGAAACAUCAAAGAAUUCACAGUGGAGUGAAACCCUAUGAAUGUAAACUAUGUAGUAAAACAUUCAUUCAAUCCAGUAGUCUUCAGAGACAUAAAAAAAUUCACAGUGGAGAGAAACCCUAUGAAUGUAAACUAUGUAGUAAAACAUUCAGUUUUUCCAGUAAUCUUAGAAUACAUGAAAGAACUCAUAGUGGAGAGAAACCCUAUAGAUGUAAACUAUGCAGUAAAACAUUCAGGCAAUCCAGUCAUCUUAGGUUACAUGAAAGAAUUCACAGUGGAGAGAAACCCUUUGAAUGUAAACAAUGUAGAAAAACAUUCAAUUGUUCAAGUCAUCUUCAGAGACAUAAAAAAAUUCACAGUGGAGAGAAACCCUAUGAAUGUAAAAUAUGUAGUAAAAAAUUCACUUUUUCCAGUAAUCUUCGGGAACAUGAAAGAACUCACAGUGGAGAGAAACCGUACGGAUGUAAACUAUGUAAUAAAACAUUCAGUCAAUCCAGUAGUCUUCAGAAACAUCAAAAAAUUCACAGUGGAGAAAAACCCUAUGAAUGUAAACUAUGUAAUAAAACAUUCAGUCAAUCCAGUAGUCUUCAGAAACAUCAAAAAAUUCACAGUGGAGAAAAACCCUAUGAAUGUAAACUAUGUAGUAAAAUAUUCCGGCAAUCCAGUCAUCUUCGGGCACAUCUAAAAAUUCACAGUGGAGAGAAAUCCUAUGAAUGUCAAAUAUGUAGUAAAACAUUCCAUUGUUCCAGUCAUCUUCAGAGACAUCAAAAAAUUCACAGUUUAGAGAAUCCCUAUGUAUGUAAACUAUGUAGUAAAACAUUCAGGCAAUCUAGUCAUCUUCUGACACAUGAAAGAACUCACAGGGGCCAUACUGUCCAGUGAAGAGGCUGUGCUGCUACAUUUAAAACAGAGUCUCAAGCUAUUGCUGGGAAUUAUCUUCCAUUUUCUGGUCUGAAAGACAUUCAGUGAAAGCUGAAGAGAUGACAGUUUCUUGGGUGACUUGCCCCACAUCAGAGUGUUUCUUUUUCCUCUUGAAUAAAUUGUAUUUUAAUUGA
Molecule: messenger RNA, 1220 nt
Organism: Erinaceus europaeus (western European hedgehog)
Lineage: Eukaryota; Metazoa; Chordata; Mammalia; Eulipotyphla; Erinaceidae
Product: zinc finger protein 239-like
Exons: 5
Coding region: 1-1047 (348 amino acids)
Biological process (GO): regulation of transcription by RNA polymerase II
Molecular function (GO): RNA polymerase II cis-regulatory region sequence-specific DNA binding; DNA-binding transcription factor activity, RNA polymerase II-specific
Source: RefSeq, a predicted model, not a curated record